This is a messenger RNA of Brassica rapa (field mustard), 1491 nucleotides long. RefSeq names its product probable pectate lyase 19. The record is from RefSeq and is a predicted model, not a curated record. Gene Ontology annotation, molecular function: pectate lyase activity. Lineage: Eukaryota; Viridiplantae; Streptophyta; Magnoliopsida; Brassicales; Brassicaceae.
AUGGAGAUGACUAGGCUGUUAAAGUUGAUGUUUACGUUUUAUAUCGCCGGUCUGAUUCCGACCAUACGAGCAAACCUUUCUGAGUUGGACGAAUAUUGGUCGAAACGAGCCGGCGAAGCCCGAGAAUUCACCCUUCAAGCUUAUCAUUCUAAUCCUUACGAAGUCGUCGAUCAUUUUCACGAACGUCACUACGACAACUCUACUGAUGUAAAGGAGACCGAGGAAGAUAGCGACGACGAGAAGCCUGAAGAGGUGGAAGAUGAUGUCAUUGAAAUGGUAGGAAACGAGAUGAACAGCACGAGGCGAAUCUUAAGAGGUAAACCUAAAGGUAAAGGUAAAGGCAAACGAAAAGGAAAAUGGAGUAAGCUCAAGGGACCGUGUACCGCAAGUAACCCGAUAGAUAAAUGUUGGCGUUGCCGUUCGAAUUGGGCUAAACGUCGCAAGAAUCUUGUCAAAUGUGUCCGCGGGUUCGGACACAGCACAAUAGGUGGAAAGCGCGGACGCAUCUACGUGGUUACAAGCAACCUAGACGAAGACAUGGUGAACCCUAAGCCCGGGACGUUGCGCCACGCCGUGAUUCAGAAGGAACCUCUUUGGAUAAUUUUCAAGAACGAUAUGCAUAUUCGUUUAAGCCAAGAGCUUAUGAUUUGUAGCUUCAAGACGAUCGAUGCGCGAGGGGCUGAUGUCCAUAUCGCGCAUGGCGCAGGGAUUACGAUUCAGUUUGUGAGACAUGUCAUUAUCCAUGGAUUGCGUAUUCACCACAUUUGCCAGAGUAAUGGUGGUAUGAUCCGAGACUCAACAGACCAUUUCGGAAUGAGAACUAAAGCCGAUGGAGACGGUAUAUCUAUAUACGGUUCUUCUAUGAUAUGGCUUGACCAUAUUUCUAUGUCAAAAUGUCAAGAUGGACUCAUUGAUGCCAUUGUUGGAUCUACUGCCAUUACAAUCUCUAACUCUCACUUCACUCACCACAAUGACGUGAUGUUGCUUGGUGCGCAAAACGACAAUCAGGGGGACAAGAAGAUGCAAGUCACAGUGGCUUAUAACCAUUUUGGUAAAGGACUUGUGCAGAGGAUGCCAAGGAUCAGGUGGGGGUUUGUUCAUGUUGUGAACAAUGACUACACUCAUUGGGAGCUUUACGCUAUAGGAGGUAGUCAAGCUCCGACGAUACUCAGCCAUGGAAACCGAUUCAUCGCUCCUCCACACAAACCUCAUUACCGAGAGGUGACUAAGAGAGAUUAUGCUUCGGAACAUGAAUGGAAACACUGGAACUGGAGAUCUGACAAAGACAUGUUCAUGAAUGGAGCUUAUUUCAGACAAUCUGGGAACCCUCAUUUUAAAUGUCAUCACACGAGAAAACAAAUGAUUAAACCGAAACAUGGAAUAGCGGUUUCUAUGCUGACCAAAUACGCCGGAGCACUUGAUUGCAGAGUCGGAAAACGCUGUUAGAACAUUCCUUUUUUGUAAUUACGAUGUAAAGACAAUUUUUUCAAC